This is a messenger RNA of Chinchilla lanigera (long-tailed chinchilla), 1461 nucleotides long. RefSeq names its product exonuclease 3'-5' domain containing 3 (gene Exd3). Bases 1 to 1461 code for a protein of 486 amino acids. NCBI's taxonomy places the organism in Eukaryota, Metazoa, Chordata, Mammalia, Rodentia, Chinchillidae. The record is from RefSeq and is a predicted model, not a curated record. The transcript is spliced from 10 exons.
AUGGCCCUGGCUGGAGGUGUCGAGAGGGACGCAGUGCUGACUGGGCCCAUGGGAAACAUCAAGGAAGUGGGUGCUGGGGCCAGGCAGGGAGCAGGUCACGCCGGGGGUGAUGCCCUGAGCCGAGGGUUGGUGCCCUCGGCCCUGGAGCCCAGUGACACAGGCAGGGCCAGAGGUGUGACAGGACGCCUCCUCCUGCUGCUGCAGGCCCUGGGUGCCGUUCUCUGCUCCGCAGCUGGAAAGGCAAGUGGUGGGCACUGCCGCAAGGACCCGGCCAAGUGGCCCUCAACACCACACUGCCCAGCCCAGGGGCCCGGGAGGCCACUGGGACAAGGCCAUGCCCUCUGUGCUACCUCAGGACUCUGGCCGCUGCUGGGCAGCAUCCAGGGCACGGAGCCAGGGCCAGGGCUACGAUCUGGGACCACCUGUGCGCCUGUCUUCACCCGUAUGCGCUCUUCUCGUGCCGCUGGGCCUGGGGUCCCUGGCUCCUCCGUUCUGGGGCCCCCUCCCCAGUGCCCUCAGUGCCCUGCUGCGCUCUGGGAGGAAGCCUGGUGGGGGUUUGCUGUUCUGGAAGACCCACGGGCUGGACUGCUGAACCUGCUGGAGGCCUCGGGCGGCCAGCAGGGCCAGGGGCCCUCCCUGGAGGCCUGGAUCCCUGGGGAGCUUCAGUACUGGCUAAAGGCACAGCCACGCCCAGGCAGCCCAGGUGCCAGGGAGCCACGUCCAAGCCCAGCCCACGCCCUUGACCUCAGUCAGGGCAGCCCCAGGAUGGAUGCAGCUCAGGUCCACACACUCAGGGUAUUCCCGGAGGCCCCUGGUCUGGCGCAGCCACUGGUCAGCAUCUUCCAGCUGCGGGAUGCAGAUGUGAAUGCCCAUGUGGCUCACAUCUACCAUCUCCUCCAGCAGGGCAGCUUCAAGGAAGCAGCCAUACUGGGCACAGAGCUGAAGCCACAGCCAGAACUGCACAUUGAAAAGGACCAACUGAGCCUUGUGAAACGCUAUAUGACUGACUUGCCAGACCUGCAGAGGCAGCUGCUGACCCUCAUGGACUACUGGUGCCAGGCUGGCUUUGACAUCAGGGACAUUGUCAGACGCCCAGAGGAUUUCCGGCCCUCACUGGACGGGCGUUCCGGGCUGAGGACCCCUGCCCCGUCCCUCCUUGGCCGUGGCGUGUGGCUGUUCCAGGCGCAGGCUGCAGCGCCCACCGAGCUCAGCCUCUCCAAGACAGCAGCCUGCAGGUGUGGCCACUACAUGCCCAGCACACAGACCCCCCAAACCGGGGCUCAGGAGCAGGAGGAGAGGGACCACCAGAGCUGUGAGGUCUCGGGCCCUGGGCAGGUGGGCUCUGUGAGGACCCCAAUCCUGACAGGACACAGAGUGGUAGCUGAACAGGGUGCCAUCCUCUGGCACCUGCGGGUCCCGGAAGGGAGCAUGGGCAUCGUAUGUGUCCCCGGGUGUCCCUGA